Huiozyma naganishii CBS 8797 is the source of this 930-nucleotide messenger RNA. It is a transcript of the gene YHM2, whose product is annotated as Yhm2p. Gene Ontology annotation, molecular function: tricarboxylate secondary active transmembrane transporter activity. Gene Ontology annotation, cellular component: mitochondrion. Lineage: Eukaryota; Fungi; Ascomycota; Saccharomycetes; Saccharomycetales; Saccharomycetaceae. The record is from RefSeq and is a predicted model, not a curated record. Gene Ontology annotation, biological process: mitochondrial citrate transmembrane transport; alpha-ketoglutarate transport. The transcript has a single exon. The coding region runs from base 1 to 930 and encodes 309 amino acids.
AUGAGUAACGAACAGCCUGCACAAUUGAAGAAGAAACCGGUCUCGUUUUCGAACAUCCUGCUCGGUGCAGGGAUCAACAUGGCUGAGGUGACUACUCUGGGCCAGCCGUUGGAGGUUGUGAAGACGACGAUGGCCGCAAACAGGAGCCUCUCCUUCCUUGGGGCCGUCAAGCACGUGUGGUCCCGUGGCGGUGUGUUCGGGUUCUACCAGGGGCUGAUCCCCUGGGCGUGGAUCGAGGCGUCGACGAAAGGUGCAGUGCUGCUGUUUGUCGCGACGGAGGCAGAGUACAGGUACAAGAGCCUCGGGCUGGGCAACUUCGGUGCGGGGAUCCUCGGUGGGGUCACCGGUGGUGUUGCGCAAUCGUACUUGACCAUGGGCUUCUGUACUUGCAUGAAGACCGUGGAGAUCACACGGCACAAGGCCCCAGCUGGCGUCGCUCCACAGUCAUCCUUGGCCGUGUUCAAAGGCAUCUACGCGAAGGAGGGACUCAAGGGGAUCUACAAGGGGGUCAAUGCCGUAGCCAUCAGGCAGAUGACCAAUUGGGGGUCCCGUUUCGGGCUCUCGAGACUCGUCGAGGACGGGAUCCGCAAGUUUACUGGGAAGACCGGGAAAGACGAUAAACUGAACGCGGUCGAAAAGAUCGCUGCGUCAGCACUUGGUGGUGGGCUCAGCGCGUGGAAUCAGCCUAUUGAGGUCAUUAGGGUCGAAAUGCAGUCGAAGACGAAGGACCCAAACAGACCAAAGAACUUGACCAUCGGCUCCGCGUUCAAGUACAUCUACAGCACCAACGGUGUGAGAGGAUUGUACCGUGGGCUUGCACCAAGAGUCGGGCUCGGCGUAUGGCAAACUGUGUUCAUGGUCGCUUUCGGCGAUAUGGCGAGGGAAUUCGUCGGGAGACUCACAGGCGAAACCCCAGCGGCCAAGCACUAG